AUGAAGGCUAGGAAGAGGCAGCAGGCAUUUGCUAAAGGCAGUUGUUCCGGGCUCUUCCGUGUUUUUGCUGGCCAAGAAGUAAACUAUUUUGAGCACUACAAUGGAGGAAAUCCGGUCAGCCAACUGCAGAGCUCAGACUUCACUAAGGGCUUGUUUUUCUUCAGCUUUUACUUGAAGGUUAACGUGGGAUGGACUCCCAGAUGGAGAACACUCGGCAGUCCUACUCUCAGCUCUGCCUUGCACUUAAGAGAUUAUCAACUUUCCCCAGGUCGAGCAGGCAGGUACAAGUUAGUGGGCUCACAACAUUUGACCUCGACUGGUUUUUCUAAGUUAUUUUGUAUAUUUUUCAGCAGCGAAACCAAACUGGGUCUUCAGCUUUAUUCCCGUUUCUUGCAAGGGAAGAGCCUUUAUACAAUUGGACAUGUUUUGUUUUUUCCUCAAUGA
This is a messenger RNA of Rangifer tarandus platyrhynchus (Svalbard reindeer), 444 nucleotides long. The record is from the annotation of a GenBank genome assembly. NCBI's taxonomy places the organism in Eukaryota, Metazoa, Chordata, Mammalia, Artiodactyla, Cervidae.